GGGAUGUUUUGCAUAAAAUAUGAGCUUGGUAAACACGUUCCGUGUGCUGUGGGCCCGGGGCUGUGUGGGACAGUAUAAAAGGCAGAGCAAGUGAGGAUCCCUCAUCCAGCUUUCCUGCCUUCUCCACCUCCUCGGUGACACAGGUUCUCCUCCAGCCCCAGCCAUGUCCUGCUACGACCUGUGCCGGCCCUGCGGCCCCACCCCGCUGGCCAACAGCUGCAACGAGCCCUGUGUGCGGCAGUGCCAGGACUCCCGCGUGGUCAUCCAGCCCUCGCCCGUGGUGGUCACCCUGCCCGGGCCCAUCCUCAGCUCCUUCCCCCAGAACACCGCCGUGGGAUCCUCCACCUCCGCCGCCGUGGGCAGCAUCCUCAGCGAGGAGGGAGUGCCCAUCAACUCGGGGGGCUUUGGGCUCUCGGGGCUCUCCGGCCUCGGUGGCCGCUACUGCGGCCGCAGGUGCCUGCCCUGCUAGAGCCGGGCCGCACGUCCAGCGAGUGCCUCCCCAGGCCAAGUGUCCCCUGGAGCUGCUGGCCAGCGUUUCCAGAGGCCUUGGGGCUCCCUGCAGCCCUCCUGCCAAGGAGGGAAGGAGGGAGGUGCUGUCUGGUCUCGUGGCCAGCCU
Molecule: messenger RNA, 616 nt
Organism: Serinus canaria (Common canary)
Lineage: Eukaryota; Metazoa; Chordata; Aves; Passeriformes; Fringillidae
Product: feather keratin 1
Exons: 2
Coding region: 164-469 (101 amino acids)
Cellular component (GO): intermediate filament
Molecular function (GO): structural constituent of cytoskeleton
Source: RefSeq, a predicted model, not a curated record